GGAGCUGGUUAACACUGACACGGCUGGCUGGUUUUAAUAGGGAGGUAGCGGAGAGAGGGCGAGGUACAGCACACAGCACAGCCGACACCUGCAAACACUUGACUGGACUCGUACAGAGAAGCAGCGCGUCUGACUCUGGAAUACUAACGGAUUUGCUCCUCAUGAUAUUAUGAAAGAUGACAGUGCGACUGCAAUUGGGAAAGUUUUUCUGAGCUCCGCGUUAAUUCUCAAAGAGUGACCGGUUAAUGAACGCAAGCUAGUACUUUAACUGCGCCGACUGGAAACUUUGGCAACUGAGAAAGAACGAAGAAACAACCUACAAGCCUGCAAACAAAUGUACAUUGACGCGUUUAGGUGUGUUUUGUGACUGUUUUGUUCGCAUCGGACAGCUGCGUGCCACGGAAUGUAACAUCUUCCAUCUUAAGUUACCUGGACAAGAAAUCUCGGUGGGUUAACUGCUGCUGUCAUUAUCAUGAUCACGAUGCAAACCCUGCUCCUCAUCCUGAGCUUAUGUGUCUGGGGUUGUCAUGGCAAUGCCCGCACAACACCCCGAGUGCACCUGUCAUAUAAAGAGUUACUGGAGACAAAAACCAUAAGGCCGUUCAGUUUCUCGUUCAACACCAGCGACUACAGAAUCCUGCAUAUGGACCAAGACCAAGGCCGGCUCUACCUGGGCAGCUGUGAAUAUCUGGUCUCCCUAGACAUGCAAAAUGUCAACAAAGAACCUCUUAUUAUUCACUGGCCAGCAACAGUACAAAGAAAAGGGGAGUGUAAAUUAACUGGUAAAGGUGGACAGGGAGAGUGUGCUAACUUUGUGCGUCUGAUUGAGCCGUGGAACAGGACUCACCUGUACACCUGCGGCACAGGAGCUUAUAAACCCAUCUGCACCUUCAUCAACAGAGGCUGGAGAGCUGAGGAAUACCUGUUCCGGCUGGUUCCUGGUUAUGUGGACUCUGGAAAAGGAAAGUCUCCUUACGAUCCCCGCCAGGAGAACGCAGCAGCUUUGAUAAAUGGGAACCUGUAUGCUGGAGUACAUGUGGACUUUAUGGGUACAGAUCCAGCCAUCUUCAGAACCUUGGGAGACCGUCCCGCUGUCAGAACCGAGCAGUAUGACUCCCGAUGGCUGAAUGAGCCUGUGUUUAUAAAAAUCCAGAAGAUUCCAGACAGUGCAGAGAGGAAUGAUGAUAAGCUUUACUUCUUCUUUCGGGAGAAGAGUUUAGAUGCUUCGGGGGGCAGCGCUCCGAGUGUUCUCGCGAGAGUAGGCCGAGUCUGUCUGAAUGAUGAUGGAGGUCAGAGGUCAUUGGUGAAUAAGUGGACAACGUUCCUCAAAGCACGACUGGUCUGUUCUGUGAUUGGUGCAGAUGGUGUUGAGACUUACUUUGAUGAACUGAGGGAUGUUUUCAUCCAGAGGACCCAUGAUGAACGGAACCCCAUUGUGUAUGCUGUGUUCUCCACAGCUGGCUCUGUGUUUAAAGGCUCUGCCGUGUGCGUGUACUCCAUGGCAGACAUCAGAAAUGUCUUCAAUGGACCCUUCUCUCACAAACACGGUCACAACUACCAGUGGACACCUUAUACUGGCAAAAUCCCUUACCCUCGCCCAGGGACUUGUCCUGGAGGAACCUUCACCCCCGAUCUCCACACCACUAAAGCCUUCUCUGACGAGGCUGUAAACUUUGUACGCGCCCAUCCACUGAUGUAUCAACCUAUAUAUCCAAUACACAAGCGCCCGCUGGUGGUCAGGACUGGAGUUGACUACCGUUUCACCACUAUUGCUGUGGACCUGGUGGAUGCUGUGGAUGGAAGAUACGAGGUGCUCUUCCUGGGCACAGAUCGUGGAACAGUCCAGAAGGUGAUUGUCUUACCAAAAGACAUCAGCACAACAGAAGAGCUCAUUUUGGAAGAGGUUGAGGUUUUUAAGACUCCAGCUGCGGUCAAAACUCUGAAGAUUUCUUCUAAAAGGCAACAGUUGUACGUGUCUUCAGAAAGGGGUCUUACCCAGGUGUCCCUGCACAGGUGUGCCGUUUAUGGCAAGGCCUGUUCAGACUGCUGCCUGGCCCGCGACCCCUACUGUGCCUGGGAUGGAGAAUACUGCUCUGCUUUCACCCCGGCUACCAAGAGGAGAAGCAGAAGGCAAGAUAUCAAACACGGAGAUCCUCUACGGCAGUGCAGAGGAUUUAAUGCUAAAGUAGAGAAGCGUCUGAGGGAGACGGUGCAGUUUGGGGUUGAGGGGAGCAGCACAUUCCUGGAGUGCCAGCCAAGAUCCCCGCAGGCCUCCGUCAAAUGGCUCUACCAGAAGGAUGGCAAACGAAAAGCACUCAGUCGAGAUAAAGAUGUCUUGAAGACCGGUCAUGGCAUCCUGCUGAAGUCACUCACCCAAUCGGAUGCCGGCCUUUACCACUGCCUGGCAACCGAGAACAACUUCAAACACACCGUGGCGCGCAUCUCCCUACGGAUCCUGGACCGAGAGAUUGUGGAGGCGCUGACUGAGACGGACGUCCUGAUCGAACCAGAGCACCGCCGCCACCAUUCCCAUCACCACCCUCCACCGCCGCCCCCUCCCCCUCAGACCAACCCACCUGCUCUCCAGCUCCACCCACAGCCUGAAGUGCGUCUCAUCAACCAGUACUGCCAGUCCUACAGGCAGCAGAUACAAAGCCAGCCACACAAAGCCAAACGCAACAACCGCAGGCACACGGGAGAACAGGAAGAGGAGGAGCUACAGGAGCAGUGAAUGGAACAGCACCUGGGACCCUGUUGACCAUGUCCCGUCCAUGUGCCCCAUCAUUAUGUUCUUCCUCUCGGUCCAUUUAAUAAAUAACAUUAGAUGUAUCAGACUGUGUCUGAACUAGAUUGAUUUUCGUUUUGAGGUACAGUUUGAUGCACUUACUUCCCCUAUCUAAUAUAAAUCUGGCUGUGAUGUGCUCACUUCCAUAGCUAGCAUUAAACUACACAGUUUUCCAAAGGAAUUCCUUAAAACGUCCAGCCAUACCAGCAAAACUACUGCUGUUUUAUGUUAAACAUAAGCUAUUCCAUUCUAAUAUUCAGUACACCAAUGACUGCAGUGUAAAUAAUCAGAAACAUUUGAAAACAUGUACUUUGUAGAGGCUUCAAAAGGUGUUUGGGGUGAAAUUGAAAGAUCGCUGAUUCAGUCAGUCGUCUUUAAACCCCCAGACCGUAAAAUACAGUUGUGGACGGAAUAUUUUGGAGCAUUUUAAGAUGGUUCGAUGUACGUAUCUGCGCGCUACAAUUAUAGCACAAUAUAUCUUGCCAUCAUUUUGACCACUAAAGCUUUUACUUUUCUUGGCAUUUGCAAUUGUUUAUAGAGUUUUCUGUAGUAAAGUCCUUGUUUUUCUGUAGUAAACAGGUCAAUUUGUAUGGACAACUAGAAGUGACAAUUAAAAUGAAAAUGAAUAUAAUAUGAAAAUAUUCAUUUAAAAUUAAAAUUAAAUAAUAAAUUCUUAAAAUGGAAAGUGUCACUUCUAGUCCUCCGUACAUUUGAGCUUUAAUUUUAGUCUUGAUCCAUAACAGAAAUUUGAAAUCUUAGAACUGUGAAAGUUUCUAUCAAAAUUUAUAUUUCAGUAUUAUUCAAGUUUUUCAGGAAAAAAAAUAUAAAAAACUACAGAUAGAUAGAGAAUUGAAAAUCAUUGCAAUAACAAUAUUGGAUGUUAGAUUAAAAAUACAUUUAAAAAAUGUUUUACAUUUCGAAUAUGUGGAUUGUAAAACAAAAUAUUUAUCUAAUAUUAAAAAUAUUAUAUUUUUUUGUCAUGGAACAAGCAGUUCUUUGCAACAUGAUUGGAUCAUUGCCCUGGAAAUUUAAAUGUUUUAUUUGGACAAGACUGUGGACCAAAAUGACGAAAAAUAAAAGUUGUUUAUAGGGAUUAUGCAUCAGAAUUUCUCCUGUGUGAUCAAUGAAACCAGACGUAGAUAGCUAUUGAUAUGCACUUCACAUUUCAAUUUUGAUUGCAACCAAAAUACAAGUCCGUUAUCUUCUUUUGUCGUCUUGUGAAACAAAUGCUUGUCCCCAACUACUAUGAGCGAAGGGAUCUUCCCUGAUUUGAACUGCUGUAUAUAGAUACAGUUUUUCAGUCUGGUCUCUUCUAUCUUUGACUCUGGACUCUGAUGAUAGUCAGACCACUAAAAACAUUCUCACUCUCAAUCCAUCGAAUUGAUACAUUUUGUAUUCCACGGUUUGUCAAUGGUGAUAUGUGGUCAUGUUUUUUGCUCGUGUAUGAACACAGUAUCUGUGCUUUGUGUUGUGUGACAAUGACACAUGUACAUAGAAAAUGUAUGUAUUCGACAAGUCACUGGUCAGGAUUAAAAACCAACCUCCUCUCUUUCCUCAUCUGUCAUGUGACCCUCUGUCACAACAUAUUUAUUGUGAGAGUGUACAUAUUCAUGUGAGUUGUGCUCUUUGGUGGUGGAACAGGGCUGGUUUUGAUGGAAAAUGUCAUUGUAUUGUAUUGUUUAUUAACAGGACCAGGACACAUAGAGAGAUGCUGAGGAGAAAGAGGUAGAUGUUUUUGAAGAAACUAUAGUCCGUUAACCUGUAGACAUAUAUAUAUAUUUUAACAUUUGAAACCUUUAAAUUAACCUUGGGAUUCUCAAGAAAAAAAUAUGGGCAAAAAUUAUUUCUUUUUAGCAGUUGGCGUGAAAUAUUUCAUAUUUGCAGUGUGUUUUAAGCCAGAAAUGUCUACCUCUUCAAGCACUUUCUAUGGAAUAUCACUUGACACCAAACUAAAGGACAAAAGCAAGGGAAACAUGUUGUGUAAUUUUCUUCUGAAAACAUACUUUGUCUAGCCCACUAGUGUCAUUUUUUGAAAGGAUAAGAGACUGUUUCUCUUCUUUGGAUGUUGGAGGAAUAUUUGUAAUGACUGUGUAUAAAAAGCGCUUAAAGAAACGCUCUGUGGUUUUAACCCGAGACAUGUUAUCUGGUCUUAAAGGGUGGAGAACAUAUUCUAGAGUCCAAACCACACUUCUUUCCUCUCCACAGAGAUGUUAUUGUGCAGAAUGACAUCUGACACAACUUCUCUGAAGAACUGUAAUGCCACAUAGACUUUCUUUGUCCUGUUGUGUCUUUCCUUUGGUGUUGAGCUAAAGAAAAACUUCCUAAAUAUGGUUGCUUCCUAAAUACUUCCUCUUUGUAUUUACCGAUGUUUGUGUAGGUUCAUGUUAAUGUGAUUGUUUGUGAUAAAUAUUAUUUUAUUAUCAUGGUAUUCUGGGAUUUGGGAGUCCUAAUAGGUGUUUUUUAAAGCAAUAACAAUAAACUGCUGUUUUUGUUUUUA
Messenger RNA from Onychostoma macrolepis, 5282 nucleotides. It is a transcript of the gene sema3gb, whose product is annotated as sema domain, immunoglobulin domain (Ig), short basic domain, secreted, (semaphorin) 3Gb. Lineage: Eukaryota; Metazoa; Chordata; Actinopteri; Cypriniformes; Cyprinidae. Bases 473 to 2731 code for a protein of 752 amino acids. Gene Ontology annotation, molecular function: semaphorin receptor binding; chemorepellent activity. The record is from RefSeq and is a predicted model, not a curated record. The transcript has 18 exons. Gene Ontology annotation, biological process: semaphorin-plexin signaling pathway; neural crest cell migration; negative chemotaxis.